UUUGAAUAUAUUUAUUAUCCAAGUCAAUGGGACGAAUGAAUGCAAGGUGAAGAUAACGAACAGUGAUCAAUCUCAUAAUUCCUACAAGCAAUACAAAAUAGAUAGUUGGGCAAACACGGACCCCUGGACACACCAGAGGUGGGGUCAGGUGCCUAGGAGGAGUAAGCAUAUGAAUUAAGAUACCUAUGCUGGUUUCCAAACCUUCACAACCCUAAAAGAGAUACAUUGCUGGAUCCAAUAAAUGUUCUGCCAAGUACCUAUUAUUACUUCUCACGAAAAUAAUUACUACUGUAGAGGAGAAACUUCAAGCUUACUAUGUCGCAAUAUAUGCCAGAAAUGGUGUUAAACAAACAUGGAUUUUGAAAAUGUGUAAAGAACUUUAAGUGGAUUUGAAAUCUUCAAACUUUUAUCAAAUCAAAACCGUCAACAUGAAUGACUUUUCAUCCUUUAAAAGACCAUUCUUCAUGAUAAAUUAAAACUAGAUAUCUUAGACAGCUGCUUCUUCAAUAAGAAUGGGAAUAGGAAAUAUUCACAUCUUGUUAUAAGUCAUUCCUCUAUAACUACCACUCUGAAUCUACGCAUGACUGCUCUAAAGAUGAUAUAAAAAGAUACUCGAGUUCCUCAUAAAGAAUAUCUCCGUGGGAUUCCCAUGGACACAAAUAGUGCUUCCUUAUUAGUUGAUCUCUUUCAAAAAAAUAUUCAUAUGAGGUUGAAUGCAUUCAAAAGGUUUUACACGAGAAGAAACAAUUUUCUUGCUGUGACUUUCAACUCAAUAUUAGAUAUAUCGACGACGUUUCAUCUUAAACCUGUUCAAAAAGGUGAGUCAUCUCUUUUUGUGGUCUAACAUGAAAGGUGAAGAUAACGAACAGUGAUCAAUCUCAUAACUCCCAUAAUCAACACAAAACAGACAGCUGGGCAAACACGCACCCCUGGAUAUAGCAGAGGUGGGAUCAGGUGUCUAGGAGGAGUAAACAUCCCCUAUCCACCGGUCACACCCGAUGUGAGCCCUAUAUGUUGAUCAGGUAAACAGAACCAUCCGUAGUCAAAAUCAGUGUGCCACGAACGGUCUAACAAUCGGUAUGAAACACGUCAGACAGCAUUUGACCCAAUGAUAGGUUGUAUAGGCAAACUAGAUUGUUAUAACGACCAUAAAUUGUGCAAAUUGCUGAUUUUAAACGAGACUGUUGGAACCCUUGUACCAUCAACUUGUUUGUCAGUAUUCUGCUUCGAUCUAAAAACUUACCAUUAGCAGACCAAGCUCUUGUGUAUGGAAUCAGUUGAGAGAUAUAAACUCCAUGUGCAGGUGAUAAUGGAAUAUUGCUACAUAAAUAUGGGAAGUUGACGAUGGAAAAGCUGAAAUCAUCCUGUUUGUCAUAAAGUUGAUCUGUUAGUUUACCGUUAAUAUAUACUUUCAAUAAAAUAUCUAAGUAUGAAGCAUAAUUCGACGUCUCUGUGUUGUCUUUUAUUUCGAGUGCACUGCGAUAUAUCGAAUCGACAUAUGAAUGAAAAUUAUUAUUGUUAAUACAUGAUACGUAGUCGAUAUAUUUAAUGUAAAACUUAAAGUCUUAUAUGGUACCAAUUUUGAUGCAUCAGGUGCUCAUUUCGACAAAUAAUGUUUCUUCAGUGAUGCCCAAUCCGAAAUUUUGGAAAUUCGAAACGACAAAAAAACUUGUAAAUAUCGAAUUGAAGGCCACAGCAAAAGAUGUUUUCUUAUCACGUAGAAGUUUUUGAAUAAAUUAUGCUUCAUAGGAAUAUAAAAACACGUCAUCUAACAAGGAGCUCAAUUCGUGCCCAUGGGAAUUCCAACAAACUGUUGAAAGACCUAAUCACCAAAGACCUUGAAGAUAUUGUCAGUGAUGAACUCUGCAUAUUUCGUAUUUCAACUUCAGAGUACUUGUGCAUGGAAUCAGAGUGGCGUUUAGAAAAGAAUUGUUUUUGGACGACUGAUCACUAGAUAGGAAUAUUUGCGUUUCCCGUUUAGGUAAAAAACCUAUCAUGUCAAAAAGUAUAGUCUUUAAUUUAUCGUGAAGAUUGGUCGUGUAAAGGAAUGGUAGUGAUGUUGUUGAUUUGAGAAAAGUUUUGCAAGUUUAAGUUUACUAAAAGUUCUAUAGAAUUUUAAAGAAGAAAAAUCCACAUUUGAUUUACACCAAUUCUGGCAUACAUGUAGCUCUCUUGUCGUCGUAAUUUGAAAUAUUUUCUUUAUGUAAUCUUUUGUGUUUGUUGUACAUUCUAUGGCAUGAUAUAUUUGGAUGUUUGAAAACAGUACAUUAGGUCACCUGUAACUGUACAUUAAGUUGAAAAAAAACUAUCGAUUCUUAAUUUAAUGUACUGCUACAGGUAACUUAAUGUACUGCUACAGGUAACUUAAUGUACAGGUACAGAUAACUUCAUGUGCAGCUACAGGUAACUUAAUGUACGGAUACAGGUAAAUUAAUGUACAGGUACAGGUAACUUCAUGAACAGGUAACUUAAUGUACAGGUACAGGUAACUUCAUGAACAGGUUUUAAGUGCUGAAAGCAAAAUAAAGUGAAAUCAUUUUUUUUCUGCAAUGAAAAAGAGGAAAAUUUGGAUUUAAUUCACAUUUCAAACAUUUGUAAUAAAGCAAAAUGUGUCAUAUUAUUCACACAAAAUAUAUUGGUAAUGGAUUGAUUCCAUAAAUGGCUGAAAAUUUAUCCAUUAACAUAUUCUUUUCUUGAUCAAACUUUGAACGAGAAUGACAUGUUUCCUGAAGAAAUGUUAAUUUCCCUGCUAGUAGAUACAUUGCGAACAGAAUCAUCUUAAGGACAGGAACUACAACUUUUCAUCCUUUUCACACACUUUCCAUCAUCUGAAUCUGCCACAUUUCCACGGAUAAUUUCACCAACUCUCUGCUGCUGUUCAUUGUUGGUACGUUUGUAGGAUCGAACUGCAUUAGAUGUGUGGACCGUUCCCCACCCCCCCCGAUAAUUAGCUGUUUGUCAAUCCUAGCUUCAUACACGCGGGUUCCCGCUGUUGCUAUCAAUGAUUGAUUUGUAUAGUGUUCCUUGAAUCUCCCUCGUUCACAAAGAUUUGGGAUAGUUUUUGUCAACAAUACCCCUUCAUUUUCCCCUUUUGUGGUUGUGUUUUGAAAUGCCACUCAGUUUCCAGAAAAUCAAUUGAGUGCGUUACAUAAUAACCAUCACCUGGAACAGUCUAUUGAGUUAACAACAGAUAAAAUGUUUUAGGUAGGAUAAAGUCCUCAAACUGUCCAUUGUGUGAGAGAAAAGAACUACUCUCGGCGCUUUGGACCUCCAACAUUUCUUUCUCUCACAGAAUGGACAGUUUUCGGACUUUUUCCGUUACAUGUCUCCAAGAGAUCUACAGAUCCGCAGUAUAAACAAAUAAACAGAAUAUCACACGCAUUUGCACGUGGUUGUUUUUGCAUCACAAUCACCUUGUAUAGACGUAAUUUAUCUUUGUCAAACAUUCUCGGUGACCGAAAUAUGCAACGUAAUGACACGUACAAAAAUGUGGGAUUCAAUGAAUAUUGAUGAGUCGUAGUUUCUCAACCAUUGGAAGAAGAGGUCCGGGAUUGACGGUCAUAUUAUAACGGAUUUCCAGAGGUUACCUUCACUUGCAUACAUGCUGACUGCAGGGAAUCUACCUUUGUAAGAUAGACAACAUUCUGUAUUGGCGAUGAUGGGGCUGAGACGAAUUCGUAAAUUGCUCUUGAUGUUAACGUUCCUCGUUGUCCUUACGUGUUUCAUGAUUCACCAUAGAGUAUUCUAUACAUCUUCAUUACUGAUGACACCGAAAGAGGACAUUGAUAUGAUGAAUAUGUAUGUAACAUUUUCGGCAAAUUACACCAAUAAACGAUUGGAUAUGGCAUCUGAGAACCAUCCACGUUCUCAUCUAAAGCGUUUUGUGCAUGAGGUAGAUUGCCAACAAAUAAUUGACGGUGAGGAAGAGUACAUAUCAGUUGCCAACAGAACGAUGUCUGAACGGAAUUACACGUUUCCAACAGACAAAGAGAUAGGAGAUCUUGCACAGAAUUGUGAGAAUUUCUUAGAGGUGUACAAUUAUAAAUAUUUCUUCGUAUCGCCUGAAGAACUUGGUUUUCCCAUCGCCUAUACAAUAUUAACUUAUAAAGAUGCUGUUCAGACAGAGAAACUGCUUCGUGCUAUUUAUCGCCCACACAAUUUAUACUGCAUACACGUAGAUCAAAGUUCAGAUAAUACUUUACUUUACGCUAUGAAAUCCAUCGCUAAAUGUCUUCCUAAUGUACUCAUUGCUUCAAAAUUAGAGGAUGUGAUAUACGCAGGAUUUUCUCGACUUCAGGCAGAUGUGAACUGUAUGUCUGAUUUAUUGAAUAAGACAGAUGUUAAAUGGCGAUAUGUCAUAAAUUUACCUUCCCAGGCAUACCCUUUGAAAACAAAUUCAGAAAUCAUUAAAAUUCUUACAAUAUAUAACGGAACAAAUAGCAUAGAAAGUGUUUACGAUCAUAAUGCGAUCUAUCGAUUCAAUGAAACAUAUGUUGUCAAAAAUGGGAGAUUAAAGUCUACGGGGAAAAAGAAGGAUCCGCCGCCAUAUAAUAUCACUGUAGGAAAGGGAAGUGCUUACGGUGUGUUCAGUAGGGACUUCGUGAAUUAUUCUCUAAAUGACCUCAAAGCCCAGGGCAUUUUGAAAUGGUUAGAAGAUACAUACAGUCCUGAUGAGACCUUCUGGGCCACGCUAGUAUUUAACAAGCAUCUUAAUGUGCCGGGUGUUAACUACACAGGUGUUCCAAACAGGAAAUUGUGGAUAGCCGUCAGUACGACAUGGCAGGGGCCUGCUGAAGUCUGCCACGGAAAGUAUGUCCAUGACAUUUGCGUUUUUGGCAUGGGUGAUUUAAAUAAAUUGGUCUCGGAGAAAGAACUUUUUGCCAACAAGUUUUACCACGACUACCAGCCUCUUGCAUUGCAAUGCAUGGAAGAGUGGAUGUAUAACAAAACGAUAAAUACUAUACCUCUACAAACAUAUUAUUAUAGAAAUUUGAUAAAAUCAGUGCUGCAUUAGAAGUCUAUAAUAUAUUUUCCUCGUGGUUUAUCAUCAAUUAUACAGUUUGUAAGUAAUUUUGAUGUUUUAGUUACCCGAGGAGUACACCAUUCAACGAACCCGUUAUUUAUAACUAAAUUACAAGGCCUAAUGGAAAGUGAUUAGAAAUGCAAUUGUUGAUUGAACGAUCAAAAUAUGAUGAUGAAGCAUAUCCCAAUGAUGGAAAAAUCAAGUUGAUUUUCCCCAUGAAGGCAGAUAGAGGUGAACAUGAUAUUUCAUUUAUUUCUAGUUUUUGAGGUCCCAGCCAAUCAGAAAGCUCGGUAACACUUGAUUAUGUGGUAUAGCAUUUUCUCUGAAAGAGCGCAUAUUUUUAUGAUGUGGAUUUUGAAAUCAACUCUUGAAAUGAUUACCUGACGAGCUUAUAACAUAUAGCUAGUGACUCUGAACUUAAGUAUGGAGGACUUAAACUGUCCCUUAGUGACCAUAAAACCUUGAUUUUAUUUCGAAAAAUCAAACAUGAAGAAUUCAAUAAUGAUUUUAUCUUUUGUGCUCGAUUUCAAAAUGUUUUGUAAAAAUUGUAAACCUGUACAUGGAUCACUAAACAUUCAUUUACUUGUAUUUUCAUCGGAAGUAGUUUGUGUACCAAAAGUCUGGGAAAUUUGACUUGUAAAUCUUUAUACGUUGAGUGCAACCUCUGUGGUUUAAUUAAUGUUGGGGAAACUAAGGGUCCAUUCGAUAAAAAGAUAUCGGGACAUAUAUUUCAAAUAGAUAAUGGUGGAAACCAACUUAUCCAUAAACAUUUUAAUUCUCCAGGCCAUACCCUCUUGCCGAUAAUGGUCAGGAUUCUAGAAAUAAUUACCAUAAUACAAACAAUGGAACUUUAAGUACCCGUUUUUGUAGACAAUGAAAAGAACACUGGAGUUUGGCACUGCAUUCCCGUAUGGAUGCAAUAAUAAUGCAUUCAAUGUUGGAAAUUUGACUAAUCCACAAGGAAAUAACGAGAAUGUGUUGUUUUUUUUCAAAUACAAAAAGACGUAAACGCAGACAAAGACAUUGUUCAUAGUGUAGUCGGGUUGGGUAUUCUGAUUAGUUACAGUUCACUUCCGGUAACCUAUGACGUGGAUAAGCAUAUAUAUAUAUAUAUAUAUAUAUAUAUAUAUAUAUAUAUGUGGGAAUUCCCUGAGUUGACAGUCGGAACCAUGCCUUAGAACUAUAUUCACCUGCUUGUUGUCUUGUGUCAUUGUGCCUGUUGGUAACUAUGUAUUUGCUCUGUUGUAUGCUUUAUAUGUGAUAAGUAUGUUUUAAUGCCAUGCAUUAAGUAAUAAAUAUUGUAGGAUACGUUUUAGUAUACCUGACUUGUGUUUACACACUAUUGUCAAACUAACACAGCCAGUUUAACAACAAUGGCGCUGCGAGCUACUCACUUCGAGAUUCUCGCUUUUCUGGAACCUGCUGACCAUGCUAUAUUAACAUAGGCCAUUCAGGUGUAUUAUUUAGUGUUUUCUACUUUUUCACUUAGCAUUGUCUUAUUUCUUAUUGCAUAAACAUUGUGCAUACAUUCUUACAAUUUGUUUGGUGUUGAAGAUUUACCAUGCGUCUUCAGUACCUGAUAUAUGUGUACAUUGUUUUGUGCUAGAGAUUUUUCAGAGAUCUAUAGUGCAUUAUAUUUUUGCAAUUUUUAAAUUUAGUGCUGCUUUGCAUUCAUUGCAAUUGUAGCAUUAUUAGUGGUCAAAUUGCCACAACUAAUUUUAUAACUGUUUUCGAUUUUGCAUUGUUUACCUUUUGCAGCUCCGUUUGGACAGUACCUAGAUACGAUCUGCAGUUUCUGCAAUAAUUCAUUUAGUUGUAGAGUAUUUGUAGACUAUAUUUUGCUUCCUAGUGUUGCAAAUAUCACAAAGUGGGGAGGAAGUAUAGUAGAAGUACACAUAUAUAGUUAUAUUAUUUAUCUACAAGCUCAAUAGUACUCCUUUCAGGGCCGUAAAUUAACCUUCAAUUUGAAGGAGGCAGGAAAUUAGGCGGGGGUCUGGGGGCCGCCCAGGCCCCCAGACGCUGAGAACAUUUUGUGCACACUGAACACGUUUCGUGCAAAAUCCUUGAUUCUAGGGCCCUCUAAGAUGUUAUUUGACUAACUCAUUCUAAAAGAAAGAUUUGGAAUGCUUUUUAAGGGAGGUAUCAUGUUCUUAGUUAUUGGAAACAACAUAAAUUCUAAUGAACUUUAAAUUUUAAUUUUUUUUGGCUCAAAAGUUGGAAGAGGCAGCUGCCUCCUCCGCCUCCAUAUAAUGUACGGCCCUGCCUUUAGAUUAAAUAUAUCUAAGGUGUGGUUGUCAUUAGUUCAAUAGCUUAGUAAUCUUGCUUAGAUCGGUGUCAUCAGUUAUCAAUUUGACACAGUUGUUUACUUUAGUUAAAUAUAUUCAAAAUACGUUUUAGACACAUUAGUUAGUGAGUUAGUGCUCAGAUAUUCCGUGUGUUAGCAAUACCUGAGUUAGUGCUCUGACAUUCAGUGUGUUAUCAAUACCUGAGUUAGUGCUCUGAUAUUCAGUGUGUUAGCAAUACCUGAGUUAGUGCUCUGACAUUCAGUGUGUUAUCAAUAUCUGAGUUAGUGCUCUGAUAUUCAAUGUGUUCGCAAUACCUGAGUUAGUGCUCAGAUAUUCAGUGUGUUAGCAAUACCUGAGUUCGUGCUCAGACAUUCAGUGUGUUCGCAAUACCUGAGUUAGUGCUCAGACAUUCAGUGUGUUAGCAAUACCUGAGUUAGUGCUCUGACAUUCAGUGUGUUAUCAAUACCUGAGUUACUGCUCUGAUAUUCAGUGUGUUAGCAAUACCUGAGUUACUGCUCUGAUAUUCAGGGUGUUAGCAAUACCUGAGUUAGUGUUCAGUCUUUAUCCACAGUUGUGUAUCAAAACUUAGUAUUUUCUAUAUAAAGAGGAUAAAAAGCUGUGGAAAGUAUUAUAUAUUUAUCAAGCAGUACAAUACUGGUUUUCAUCCAACUAAAACAACUAACAAACAAUUCCUAUGUUUUAGUUCUUAGUUUGGCAUUCGUGGCUUUGUAGGCGGAUCUUAGAAUCAAUGUAGAUCUGAUAAGUUAACUUCAAUAGGAAUGGUGGUAUUAUUCUACCAUGUAGGUUUCAUUACGUUCCAUUAAAGUGUGCAGACACUGCAUGUUUGCAUAUCUUUGGAAAUGGGUGCAUUUUCUUACACUCUGUAGCCAGUGUUUUAUGCACUGUUACUCUUAGUAUAUUUUGUAUUCAGUGUCCUAUAUACUGAAUUUAUUUAGUUAGUUUCUAUAUUUUUGUUUAAUAGCCAGUGAUCUAUACACUGUUGGUUUAGAGAUAUAGUAGAGUAGUGCUCUUACUUUUAGUUUUUAUACUUUAGUUUUUGAAAGUAUUUAAAAAUAACUGUUUUGUUUAGACGGUUUUCUUAUAACUCUGGUUCUUUACGAAUAACUGUUUCGUUUAGUUUUCUUACAAGAGCUAGUAGUUCUGAUGUGUUAUUUAUCAGGCUUUGGACUAGGUCAGACAAAUAGUAGAUUACUAUUAUAGCAGUAUGUUAUCUAUUUUUGGACGAAUUCAAAAAUGUUAGUUUUUGUCACUCUCUUUGAGAGACCAGUAGUUUAGACCAGCUAAAACCAUUGAGUUUUGAUCAAGAGCCUGCUCUGGAUAUUUUAUACCAGUCCAAAGUUUAGGUAAUAUCCAAUCAAGUUUCAGACUUAAGACUUAGACCAGUUUAUUGUGAAAUGUAUGGUGUCCAUCAUGGCUAUUACAAUCAAUAUGCUAUGCCCCAAAGCUAUCCUGCACAAGUUCAACUGCCACAGUAUAUACAUUACCAGUUCACUAUGCCGCACUACACUUAUGCACCUACAGUCAUGCAACAACACCUGCAUCCCUACGAAGUUCAGCAAGCUAUAUAUACAAACAUGCAGGUACCACAGUACAUGUAUACACAACAUGCCAUGCCACAGAACAUGCAACCAAACAUGUAAUACAUGGAAACUGUGCCUCAGCAACAAGGGCAAUGCAUCCAGCCAUGCACAUGCAUCAAUUGCAUUAAGACACAAAACCUAAAUACAACAGUGACCUCUGACCACACAGUGGGAAUACUAUCAGAAUCACACACUCCCACUCAAAACAUUGAAACAAAUGUGGUUAAAAGCUCAGAAUUGCUAGAAUGCAAUGUCAAUAUCACUGUGCCAGUUUCUUCUAUAUGCAGAAAGUCAAGUCCAAUACCAGACAGUAUUGCUGGAAAGAAAGAAAGGACUGACCAUGAGCUUGAAGGUAACAGGACAGAUAUUGAAAUACAGAGAAAUCUACCUUCGGUUGUGAUUCCCACGACAGUAGACACAGAAGUACCAGUCACAUUGACUGACGCUGUAGACUGUCCCAUAAUGGUUGAGUCACAACAGCAAAGGUGCUCAAAAAUCGGAUCUAAUUUGUCAAUGAUGGAUCACAAUGCAGUAAUUGGUUCGCAGUCAAGUUCAAUAGGAAUUAUUUCCUUGAUCUUGCAGAAAAAAUUGUUGGCAAAUUGUUUCAGAAUCAACAUCGUAUCAAUUUAGAUGCAAGGGAGUCAACAAUUUAUCUUGCAGAAACAUUUGUUGGUAGAAUGUUUCAAUAUCCAACACUGAGAAUAUCAAGUGCAAGAAAGUUGACUUUAUGUCUUGCAGAAACAUUUGUUGGUAAAAUGUUUCAAAACUGCGUAUGUUCCAUUCAUCCAGAGACAAAUCACGAGCUUGUCUCAAAGGUCAGUUCAGCAGCUGAACCCGAGACUGAACCAGGGUCUGUCAUUGACGCAUGUGCACAAAUACAGUCGCCGGCUCAUCGUACUGUGCCUGUCAUGCUUAUCAAUACAGACUCUAUGGAGCUAUCGCCACAGCCUGCUGGAACAACGGUCGCAUUGGCUGUGCUACCAGUUAAGCUUGGCAGUAGUUGUGCACCUAAAGACUGUAUGGAGCUAUCGACACAGCCUGCUGGAACAACGGACGCAUUGGCUGUGCUAGCAGUUAAGCUUGGCAAUGUCAUGGUGGAGAGGAAAACGGUACAUACUAACAUCAGUAUACAUGCACACUUUCGUCCGUAGACGGACACAAACACAUCUGCUCGAUCAAGGCCACUUCCCAAACAUCACUUCAGGGCUCGCACACAUGCAUUGUGUUAUGUGCCAUAUACUCAACACAACUAUAGCUUCGGCUUGCCUACUGAGAACAAGUGCUGGACUGUACCUUGGGUUUACCCAGAGUGAACUUCAAUUUCAUUAGACAAAAUGGUCUUCGUCUUUACCAAGAUCUACAGUCUCUGGCUGUGAACAUUACAGUAUAUGUCUGUGUUUAUUUUGGGUUGUAUUUUCUUACAGUCGCUGGCUGUGAACAUUACAGUCUAUGACUGUGUUUAUUUUGGGUUGUAUUUUCUUACAGUCGCUGGCUGUGAACAUUACAGUCUAUGGCUGUGUUUAUUUUGGGUUGUAUUUUCCUACAGUCGCUGGCUGUGAGUAUUACAGUCUAUGGCUGUGUUUAGUUUUGGUUGUAUUUUCCUACAGUCGCUGGCUGUGAACAUUACAGUCUAUGACUGUGAUUAUUUUUGAUUGUAUUUUCCUACAGUCAAUUUCUGUGAAUAUUACAGUCUAUGGCUGUGUUUAGAAUUUACACCUGACUGUGACGACAGUAAAUGGUGACUAUUACCUGGCUGUGACUACACAGUAAAGGGUAACAACCGUCAUACAGUGUCUGACUGUAUCUCGGUUUAUCACAUGCAGUCUCUGACUGUACAUUGUUUUACACACAAGAGUCCCUGGCUUUGUGUUUAAUAUUGUCUCAAGAAUGAUUUUGUUCCAGUUUGUGAAAUUCUAAAUUAUGUAUAUUCUCAAUUACUGAAGAUCAACCUCAAAAUAAGAAAUAUUCUAAGUUUAUAUUUCAUUAUUUCAUAGCCUGAGACCAUGUAUAAUUUAAUUUUGAAUAUGCAUAUGAUUGUCAUUUAUACAAAUAUUGUUUAUAUAUUGGUGAUAUUUUCUAAAACCCAAUUUGUUUAAAUAGUGGAGGCAAGUGUUAAAUAUGUGACUGUAUUAAUUCACUUUAUGUUGUCAUUUUGUACAAAUCAACGUCUCCAUAGAUUUUGUCAAGUGGUAUAAUUUUGCUUUCACACACUGUAUUUUUAUUUAAAAAAUAUUGUAAAACAGGCAUUUAGUUUCAGAUCAGCGGUGGAUCAUGGUAGACAACAACCCCUCUUCGUUACUAAUUCCUAGAGCUGUGAUGAACAUUCAAAUGCUGUGAUAUUCGCAAAUAUUGGACAGUGCUGAAGAAACAGUUGCGUGAAUGACUAUAAGUCGACUUUCAAAUUGUAGGCGACUUUACACGUACUUCUUAGGAAUCACUCCAAAAUUCCAUAUUUGUGGAACUUAUAAAACGGGGAGGAGUGUAGUCGGGUUGGGUAUUCCGAUUAGUCACAGUUCACUUCCGGUAACCUAUGACGUGGAUAACUAUAUAUAUAUAUAUAUAUAUAUAUAUAUAUAUAUAUAUAUAUAUAUAUAUAUAUAUAUGUGGGAAUUCCCUGAGUUGACAGUCGAAACCAUGCCUUAGAACUAUAUUCACCUGCUUGUUGUCUUGUGUCAUUGUGCCUGUUGGUAACUAUGUAUUUGCUCUGUUGUAUGCUUUAUAUGUGAUAAGUAUGUUUUAAUGCUAUGCAUUAAGUAAUAAAUAUUGUAGGAUACGU
Molecule: messenger RNA, 11685 nt
Organism: Ostrea edulis (European flat oyster)
Lineage: Eukaryota; Metazoa; Mollusca; Bivalvia; Ostreida; Ostreidae
Product: N-acetyllactosaminide beta-1,6-N-acetylglucosaminyl-transferase-like
Exons: 4
Coding region: 3656-5014 (452 amino acids)
Cellular component (GO): membrane
Molecular function (GO): acetylglucosaminyltransferase activity
Source: RefSeq, a predicted model, not a curated record